This is a messenger RNA of Rhodamnia argentea, 1323 nucleotides long. Its product is annotated as aspartic proteinase CDR1-like. Bases 1 to 1323 code for a protein of 440 amino acids. NCBI's taxonomy places the organism in Eukaryota, Viridiplantae, Streptophyta, Magnoliopsida, Myrtales, Myrtaceae. The record is from RefSeq and is a predicted model, not a curated record. The transcript has a single exon. Gene Ontology annotation, cellular component: extracellular region.
AUGGCAUCUGCACAUACCGUAGUUCAUUCCCUCCUGUUCUUGGUGUUAAAAACUCACCUAUCCUUAGCUGCUACCACAAAGGGUUCGAGUCCUCACCGGAUUGUCACCAGGCUCAUUCACCGAGAUUCGCUCCUCUCUCCAUACUACAAUCCAAAUGACACCAUCCCCGAUCGCGCAGCACGAAUCCUGCAAAGCUCGACCGCGAGAUUGGUCUACUUCGAAUCCAAAGUCCUAGAGACAAACGUUCAUCAGCUCAACCUUGUCCCAUCCUUCCCUGAGCUCUUUGUCAACUUCUCCCUGGGCGAUCCUCCCAUUCGGCAACUUGCCGUCAUGGACACGGGAAGCAAUCUCUUGUGGGUCCGAUGCGCUCCGUGCAGGAAUUGCCGUGGGCAAAACACUCCAGUGCUCGACCCGCUCAGGUCAUCCACAUACUCGAGCGUGUCCUGCAGGACUUCCUACUGCAGCUAUGCCCCACGCAGCAAAUGCGACCGGUCCAACUGGUGCAUCUACAACCAGACAUACUAUGACGGCCCCUCGUCGAGAGGAGUGCUUUCCAAGGAUCAGCUCACGUUUGAAACUUGGGACGAUGGGGCGAUCACCGUGCCCGAUGUGGUGUUCGGAUGCGGCCAUGACAAUGGGAGAUUCAGGGACGGGAGGAUCACGGGCAUCUUGGGGCUCGGCGCCCGGAUGAUAUCCUUAGUAUCGAGGCUCGGCUCAAAAUUUUCGUAUUGCAUCGGCAAUCUGAUGGACCCGAGCUAUGCGUACAACCACUUGAUCCUAGGCGAAGGAGCAAUAUUCGAGGGCUAUUCGACCCCUCUCGAAGUCGUCGAGGGACUCUACUACGUAACGCUCGAAGGCAUAAGCAUAGGCCAGAAAAGGCUCGACAUCAACCGCAAUGCCUUCAGAAGGACUAGGCGAUACGACGGGGUGGUCAUCGACUCGGGGUCGCCAAUGACUUGGCUGGUUGAAGGAGCAGCCCAAGCGGUCCACAGCGAGGUGAAGAGCCUGCUGGACGGGGUCCUAGAACAAGUCUCAAACGGGGCAUCAUCGCCGCUGUGCUACCGGGGAACAGUGGGGCGAGACUUGAUUGGGUUCCCGGUGAUGACGCUCCACUUCGCGGAUGGGGCCGACCUCGGGCUGGACGCGGCGAGCAUGUUCUAUCAGGCGAGGGACAACAUGUUCUGCGUGGCGGUGGUCCGGAGCGACGUGGAGGGCCUGUCGAUAGUCGGGCUGAUGGCGCAGCAGUACUACAACAUGGCCUUCGACGUCGCCGGGAAGAAGCUGUCCUUCCAGAGAAUCGACUGUGCGCUUCUUGAUGAGUAG